AUGAUUGCCUCUGAGUCACUACUCCAUGACACUGUGGAUUUGUCAAAAUUAGAUUUGUUGGUUUGUCAUCCCAAUGGUACAUCAGCUAAGAUUGAAAAAAUUGGUAAUAUGAAUUUAUCUAAUUCUUCAACACUGUUUGAUGUGUUUGCUGUUCCUGAUUUCAAUGUUAAUUUGCUUUCUGUUCAUAAGGUCUAUAAAGAUAGUAAUUGUGAGGUUGUUUUUAAUGAGCAUAAUUGCAAAAUUCAGGAUUUACAGUCAAAGGUGAUGGUGGGGAAUGGUAGAGAGUCUGGAGGUCUCUAUUACAUUAAUAGUGCACCUUUAGGUAGUCUGUCUAAUUCUUCUAUUUCUUCUUUUGUUUGUUGUGUGUCUAAACUAACUUGGCACAAUAGACUUGGUCAUCCUUCUGAUCAAGUUUUGAGUUCUUUGAGACAUAGGCUUAAGAUUGGAAGUGAAGUUCUUCCACCUUGUGACAUUUGUCAUAAGGCUAAACAAACUAGAGAAUCUUUUCCUGUUAGUCAACAUACUACUUCUAAACUUGGUGAGUUAAUUCAUUUAGAUGUUUGGGGUCCUUAUAAAGUGACAACUACAGAAGGAUUUAGAACACCUACUUCAAUCUUAAAUGGUUCUUCUCCCUAUGAACUUGUUUAUAAUUCUGCACCUGUUUUUGAUAAACUUAGGGGUUACAAAGUUCUUAGUCUUGAUUCUAAUCUUAUUUUUGUUUCCAGGGAUGUAAAGUUUUAUGAGUCAGUGUUUCCUUUCAAGCUUAAAACUUCAUCUUUAACUGAUAGUUCAGUUGUCACUGUAAAUUCAAAUGACCUAUUUUCCUAUGAUGAGUCUUUAGAUUCUAGUUUUAUUCUAGAUAAUACUAGAGCAGAUAACCUGAGGAGUAGCCAACAGAUGGAUGGUGAUAAUGCAGACCAGGACCAGGAUGAGACUUGUCCCUCUAAUGUCAGCAACCGGACUGGUGAGGCAUAUGUGCCUCCCUCUGAUGUGUUGUUUCCAAGAUCUUCUGCAUUGACUGAGGAAAAUGAUUCAAUUAAUUCUAAUCCUUCUGAAAGUUUGUCAACUAGGAUCACUAGAUCUGGAAGGAAUGUUCACAUGCCAGUUAGAUUUAGUGAUUAUGUUGUAGAGGGUACACAUAAAUAUGGUAUUGAAAGAACUGUAAAUUAUUCAGGUCUUAAUACUGAGUCUUUCUGUUUUAUUUCUAAUCUUAAUAAAACAGUUGAACCUAAGACUUAUAGUGAAGCAGCUUUAGAUCCAAAUUAG
Lactuca sativa (garden lettuce) is the source of this 1266-nucleotide messenger RNA. RefSeq lists its product as uncharacterized. NCBI's taxonomy places the organism in Eukaryota, Viridiplantae, Streptophyta, Magnoliopsida, Asterales, Asteraceae. The record is from RefSeq and is a predicted model, not a curated record.